AUGGCCACGAGAACGACUGUCAAAGCUCUCGGCAUCGUCAAUGACUUCCAUGUUCUUCCAUUGACGACUCCUUCGUCAUCGGCAUAUCCGCACAAGACAACACAUUAUCUUUACGUUCGCGCCAACACGCCCAAAGUUCCGACCGAGGAUACACCCCGGGAGGUCUUCCUCGUCAAUGUCCCCGUCGAUGCAACAGAACUUCAUGUUCGAAGCCUCUUUGCAGAUCAACUUGGCGGUCUACGAAUAGAGAAAGUCGCAUUCGAAGCUGCACGAGUCGGCAAAGGAAUCAAUGCGCCGGUAGCGCCAACCACACAGGGAAAGAAGCGGAAACGCAUCUCUGAGGAUGCUGGAGAUGAUAGCAAUCUGGACGAUGAGGAAUUCGGGCUACUACCAGAAACUUGGGAUCGUUCGCUUCACCACAGUGGCGGCACCGCAAUUGCUACGUUCGUGGACAAAACCAGCGCCGAUCUGGCAAUAAAAGAAGUGCGAAAAGCCGUCAAGACCAAGAGAGAGAUCCAAUGGGGCGCGGGACUUGCAAAGAAACUGCCAAGCUUAGGAUCGGCACGAUAUCUUAACCACCACCAUCUCCGAUUUCCAGAUCCCAACGUUCUCCAAUCGAGCGUUGACGCAUACAUGGAUGCCUUCACCGCCAAGGAGGAAGCGAGAAUGAGGAUGCUUGCCAAGCAACGCUCCGAACCGGACGAGGAUGGCUUUAUUACGGUCACGCGUGGUGGACGGUCGGGUCCUGCCAAAGAGGAGGAGACUCGAGCAAAGGAAGAGGAGCUCAAGAAGCGUCAACAGAAUAUGGUCAAGAGCGAUUUCUACCGUUUCCAAGUUCGGGAAAAGAAAAAGGAGCAGGCGCAGGAUCUAGUGCGCGGAUUCGAGGAAGAUCGCAGACGUUUGGAAGAGAUGAAGAGGAGAAGAGGAAAGCUGCGACCAGAAUGA
This is a messenger RNA of Dissoconium aciculare CBS 342.82, 945 nucleotides long. RefSeq lists its product as uncharacterized. NCBI's taxonomy places the organism in Eukaryota, Fungi, Ascomycota, Dothideomycetes, Mycosphaerellales, Dissoconiaceae. The transcript has a single exon. The record is from RefSeq and is a predicted model, not a curated record. Bases 1 to 945 code for a protein of 314 amino acids. Gene Ontology annotation, biological process: ribosomal small subunit assembly; rRNA processing. Gene Ontology annotation, cellular component: UTP-C complex; CURI complex.